Molecule: messenger RNA, 1349 nt
Organism: Neltuma alba
Lineage: Eukaryota; Viridiplantae; Streptophyta; Magnoliopsida; Fabales; Fabaceae
Exons: 6
Coding region: 97-1053 (318 amino acids)
Source: RefSeq, a predicted model, not a curated record
UCAGUUCCGUUUCGUCCAGCGGCCGCAGCUCCGUUUCCUUCUGUCUUCUCUCUGCCGCAUCUGACACCAGGAAGGAGAAUACGAAGAGACAAUUGAAUGGCAGACAAGCCGAGCCGCGCCCUAGUGCUAUUUGGAGACGGGUUGGCCCGUUUUAUUGAUUCGUCGCACGUUCAUCUUCAUUCUCUCGCAUCCGCAGGUUUCUGUGGCUUUUUGAGCCUUCCCAACUCUCCUCCCUCAGAAAGCGAGGAUGAGAGGAUUGUUAGGGAGUUUGCUGUGCUGAUGGAUGCAUAUGAGACGUAUUUAGAUAUGAGUGAGCAAAACACUGAUGGGGAUAGUCAAAGGAAUUUAGUGAAGCAGUCCAUACCUGAUAGGUUCAUGGGAAUGAAAGCUGCCGUGCUGACUAACAAUUCAAGUUUGAAAUCUUUUAGUGCCACACUUGGCUUCCAUGUACUCCAAUUAGAUGAGUUACUAAGAGCUCAUAAUGCUGAUUUGCAAGUUAAUGUAGAAGCCCGUGAGCUACUCAAGUUGCUGGGCUUUCAAGAAGGAAAGGUGGUAGACAAUAAUCAGUUUGAUGUUGUUUUCUUUCAUAUUGGAGCUGGCGAGAAGGUGAAAAGUAAUGAAUCAAAAGUGAUUGCGGCUGAUGUGGAGUAUGCCGAUGCCUUAGUUGCUGGGAUUAUGUGCCAAGCGCAACCUGGAUCUGACAUCAGCUCCCGUCUUCACUUGUCCGUUGUCAUGAGCUUUGGGAAUGUGUUGGAGGAUGACCAUUCCAAAUUUUCAGUUUCAAAAAGUUUUAAUGAGAAGAACUCAUAUCUUUCAACACUCUUUCCUUCUCAGAGUUACGCCAUGAAAGGAGAAACCCCCCGGAAGGAUGUUAGGCAUCAUUCUCCCAUGUUGAUCGCUCAAUGGCAGCAUGGUGUGACUCGCAAGGAUAAUGCAGGUAGAUUUUCAUUCGAGGACUUUAAAGAGCGUGGUGGCAAUCUCACCAUACCAGCAGAUAGGUUCUUGCAUGAGGUAGCCUUUAAGCUUUGGAAAGCUCCUAAGUAUGGAGCAUGAGCAUGAUUUUCAUUUGCAUUUUGUUCAUGUUGCUGAGCUCAGUCUGCAAAGCUUCCCAUUGAAUAUGUCCCACACAUUUGACUUAUUUAGUCCAUACUCUACUUUUAUUAACCAUGUAAUAAAGUUUAUCAUGUUUAAGUGAUACAUUUUCCCUCUAAAAACAGUAAGAAUCUGAUAGAGGUUGAAAUUUUGAUAUGUAAUAUUCUAAAAGAUUAAGAUUAAGAUGUAGCAUGUCGUCCGAUGUUAAGCCCGGAGAAGACGAGGGUGAGAAAUCAAACAAGCUAGUUUUGUGGCCA